AUGAACCAUGUGAAGUGCAGGGACUGCGGAGCCUUUGGACACAAAGCAAGUAGUGUCCGGUGCCCCAUGAAGCGCUGGCAAGGGGCCCUGGCCCCCCAACCCUUGGGUUGCAGACUCGGGAAGGAGAAUCUGGAACCACGGAAGCUUCAAGUCCUGCAGACCCUGAGGACCUGUAACCUGGCUGAGAGAGACAAGGAGCAGAGGCCACGGCAAGCGGGGCAUCAGCUGAAGUUACUCCAGAGACUUCCUGGGAGACCACAGGAGCAGCAGUGGUGCUGGAAGGAAGUGACGGAAUCCUGCGACUAUGUGAGGCAUCCUCACAGGCCAAUGCUCAUCCAGCCACCCAAGAGGAAAUCCCUCCUGGAACUGGAGCAGCCAAGUAGGCCACCUGUCAGGAAAGAUGACCCGAACUCCACCCAGCCUUUGGUGGCUCUCGGCAGGAAAAGUCUGCUGCAGCACCCCCGCAGCAGCAUCCAGGCUCCAGGCAAGAGAUCUGCCCAGAGCUCCAUCCAGCCUUGUCUGCACCCCCAAAAGAAACCUAGACUCAGCCCUGCAAGAACCCCCUGGAAGAACUUGCUGACAUCAAACCUGGGGGCCUUCCAGCAUCUCCAGCUUAAUCGCACUACCACUGGAUGUGGAACCACAGUGAAGCCCCACGUGACCAGGAAGACACCUGCCCAGCUGCCAAGCCCUGCCCCACAGCCUCCACUAGGCAGAUCUGUCUCCAACACCAUCCAAGCCUGCACCCCAGCCCAACCUCAGCCCACUAGCCUUGUUCCAGGCCAGCCUCUCAGGAUGCUCUUCAGGAGAGUAGGCAAAGGCUGGUGGAACUGCAGGUACAUGGGGCCUCCCCUGCGCCCGCCUGCUGAGAAGCCAGCCCCUCUGGCUCUGAGCCCCCCUGACUGCAGCGAGCCUGAGUGUCCCCACACCCCAGGCUCCUGGAGUGUUCUCCACGAGGACCUUCAGGUGUCCUCUUCCUCCGAAGAGAGUGACUCGGAGGAAGACACCCAUGGCCAGAUGCCUCCCCCCUGCUGA
Messenger RNA from Sus scrofa (pig), 1035 nucleotides. Its product is annotated as protein FAM90A12-like. The record is from RefSeq and is a predicted model, not a curated record. NCBI's taxonomy places the organism in Eukaryota, Metazoa, Chordata, Mammalia, Artiodactyla, Suidae.